This is a messenger RNA of Aspergillus steynii IBT 23096, 1285 nucleotides long. Its product is annotated as tyrosinase family protein. Gene Ontology annotation, molecular function: oxidoreductase activity. The coding region runs from base 278 to 1285 and encodes 335 amino acids. The record is from RefSeq and is a predicted model, not a curated record. NCBI's taxonomy places the organism in Eukaryota, Fungi, Ascomycota, Eurotiomycetes, Eurotiales, Aspergillaceae. The transcript is spliced from 5 exons.
CGCGGGGUCGUGAUUGGUGGCACGGCAUGCUAGGUUGGGCUCGGUGCAGUCCCAUCUUAAUAUCGACAACGCAGUCUUUGUCUACAGUCCCGUCCCAGUUUAAACCCCUGCCAACUGUCGGCCGAUGAAGCGCCCUGCCGCUCUCACCCAACAUGUCAUAGUUGCCUUAGUCUUGCCCCGGUGAUCAACCCGAUGCAUCGGUGUUUCGUCUCUCUGCGAACUCAUAAAUCGUCCGAAUUCCCCCGUCGGAGAUCAGAUUUGAGUUUGCGUUUGUUCCAUGUACACAAUGCGUCCGGUCAAGCUACUGGCCUGGUUGGGCGCCCUGGGGUUGGCGGGCGAAUGUGCCGCUGCCUGUACGGAUCCUCCCCAGCGCAAGGAAUGGAGACAGUUGGAUCGCUCCGAGCGCCGCGAGUACCUCGACGCAGUGAUCUGCCUGACCACCCUGCCCGCCGUGUCGGGGAUCAAUGGCACUGUCAAUCACUAUGAUGAUUUUCAGGCCGUGCAUUCGGUCCAGACGCCGGAGAUUCAUUGGGUGGGACAUUUCAUUCUCUGGCAUCGGUACUUUGUGGCCACCUACGAAAAGGCUCUGCGAGAAGAAUGCGGAUACAAGGGCGCCCAACCGUACUGGAACUGGUCCCUGGACGCCUCCUUCAACCGCACCUCGACUGCCAUCUACGAGACCGAGGUCUUCGACAAAGAUGUCGGCUUUGGUGGCAACGGCGACUAUCUUCCUGCACCCCCGUCGAAGAACCCUUUCAACGUGACUGGUCGUACCGGCGGAGGAUGCGUGCACGGAGGCGCCUUUGCCCCGGAUAAGUUCCAGCUCAAUUAUCCUCAACCCGGGUGUUUGCGUCGCGACUUCAUUCCUUGGGUCAUGAAUUCGUUUUCUCGCCAAAACCUGGUCGACCAUGUGACGAGCCAGCCGGAUUAUACGAGCUUUGCGCGAGCGAUCGAGAAUAUCCCUUCGUUCGACGAGCCGAACAUUCAUGGCGGCGCGCAUUUCGGUGUCGGUGGCAUCCUCGGGACGUUGGGCGACCCGGCCGAGAGUCCUGGUGAUCCGCUCUUUUUCCUUCAUCAUGGAAAUCUCGAUCGCGUCCUCUGGGAAUGGCAGCUGAAGGAUCUUCCGGCGCGAUAUCACGACGUCGGGGGUCCUGUCAUCCCGAUGGACUACGGGGGUGUCAAUGUGACGCUGGAUUUCGAAGUCAACAUUGGAAGGUUGGCACCAAACGCCACGCUGGAGGAGCUGUUGAGAAUACAGGGCGAUGUUUUGUGCUAUGAUUACUAG